GUCUCUUUCCAUCAUUUUUCUAUUUCUCACACUAAAUAUGGCAACUGACCCCAAUAACCUACCCACCAAUCUGACCCAAAUUAACCAGACUCAGCCACCAUUCACACCAUCAUUUGACCCUACGAACCUAUGCCAUCAUUUUUCUUCUUCUCCUUCUUCUGAUAGACCCUUAUUACCUAUGCCUGCUUCUUCUUCUUCAUCAGCUUCUGUAAAAACUAAAAGGCACCCAUUAUACAGAGGAAUUAGAAGCAGAAGUGGAAAAUGGGUGUCUGAAAUCCGCGAGCCGCGUAAAACGACCCGUAUUUGGCUCGGAACGUUUGCCACCGCGGAAAUGGCUGCUACGGCUUAUGACGUAGCGGCUUUAGCACUAAAAGGUGGGGAUGCUAUUCUAAAUUUUCCUGGUUGUGUUGGGUCUUAUCCUGUUCCGGCGUCUUCAUCAGCAAGCGAUAUACGUAAUGCAGCUAUUGCUGCUGCUGCAUUCAAAAGGAAUGAAAUGCUGUAUAAUAAUCAAGAAUUUGGCCAAUUGCAGGCCAGAAAUAAUGUUGAUCAUGAUCAUAAUUUGCUCAUCAAUACGACUGAAACUGGCAGUGAUCAUGUGUAUGUUGAUGAGGAAGCUUUGUUUGAUAUGCCAAAUAUGCUGGUGGAUAUGGCAGAAGGAAUGUUGCUUUCUCCACCCAGAAUGACCUCUUCUGAUGAUUCUCCGGGAACUUCUGAUGGAGAAAGCCUCUGGAAUUAUUUUUAAUCAAAAAUUAGGGUUAAAUUUUUAAGAGGUUAAUGAAUAUAUGCCUUUUAUAGAAAAAAUUAUCAUUAUUUAUUUGUUAUAUUUUAGUACUGAACUUUUAUUUUUAUAUAAACGGGAGAUUAUUAUAACAAUUCAAGUCAGAAUUUGUUUAUGUAGCAACAAACACGGUGAAAUAGCCGCAUAAUUUUUUGUUGCCAUAUAAAUAAUUUUUUUAUUAUGAUUGUUAUAAUAAUCUCUCGUUGAUGUAAGAAUGAACGCUAAGUUAUAAAAAUAUAACAAAGUAAAUGGUGAUGAUAAUCAUUCGGUAGAAGACAUAGUUCAGUAACCGUAAAAAAUAUAAUUUAAAAUUUUACAAAAAAAUUAUGAACCUUGACAUAUAUUAUUCAUGACUUAAAAUUAAAAAGAAACAAAAAAUGAAAAAAGAAGACAUGGCAGCUGCAUUUUUUGAAGUCCUUUUUUUAUGCAAAAAUUGCCCGUACGUUUUCCACUUGAAAGUUAAACUGCAUGAAAGUAAAAAAAAAAACGAUCAUGAAAUGCAAGAAAAAAUCAAGAAUCUAUUAGUCAGUACAGUGAUUGUUCUCUACUCAUGUAGAGUUUUUGAAUUUAACGGUCAUUGAAUUUAACGGUCAAUCAAUAGUAAAUAGAGAGAGAGAGAGCUUAGGGUUUGCAUUUUCUUGGUUAUAUUUUUCGAUCUAUUUUUCAGUUGUCUGUGUGCAUGUAAAAUAGUUCUUCGAGUGCUGUUUCUGCUGUUCCUGUAGUAUGUGUUUUGGAUUGUAUUUUUCUUCUUCAUCAAGAGUUUCCAAUAAUGUUUUAAUGUCUACCUUUCAA
Mercurialis annua (annual mercury) is the source of this 1570-nucleotide messenger RNA. Its product is annotated as ethylene-responsive transcription factor ERF027. Gene Ontology annotation, biological process: regulation of DNA-templated transcription. The record is from RefSeq and is a predicted model, not a curated record. Bases 38 to 742 code for a protein of 234 amino acids. NCBI's taxonomy places the organism in Eukaryota, Viridiplantae, Streptophyta, Magnoliopsida, Malpighiales, Euphorbiaceae. The transcript has a single exon. Gene Ontology annotation, molecular function: DNA binding; DNA-binding transcription factor activity.